This is a messenger RNA of Rotaria sp. Silwood2, 942 nucleotides long. The record is from the annotation of a GenBank genome assembly. NCBI's taxonomy places the organism in Eukaryota, Metazoa, Rotifera, Eurotatoria, Philodinida, Philodinidae.
AUGAGAAAAUUAGACCUUGAUCUUAAUAAUAAUUUUUGUCAACAAUUAACUAUUUGUCAAACAUCAACAGGUGAUAUGAAUACAGACAAACCAUCAAUAGUUCAUGUACCAUUGGCAAAAGAUGAAUCAACUAAAGAAGAUGACGAAUUCAAACGUACGAUAGUUAAAAAUUUAGAUGUUACUCCAGAAUGCACAUUAUGUCAUUAUGUUGUUUCAUAUUUGGAUGCUAUUUUAAAGAAUAAUAAAUCUGAAGCAGCAGUUGAAGCUGCAUUAAAAAAAGUUUGUACUAUUUUACCAAGUAAAGAACGUGCUCAAUGUGAUGAAUUUGUUAAAACUUAUGGACCAGUUCUUGCUGAAUUGAUUGCUGAAAUGGCUGAUCCAGAUACAAUUUGUCGUUAUCUUGGUAUGUGUCAAGUUUCAUUACCAAUAGAAACAACAACAAAAAAACCGUUACCGGUUACCUAUUCAAAUCAUGAUUAUGUUCGUUUAUCAUUAGAAGAAAAGCCAUUUACAUGCACUAUUUGUCAAUUUAUUAUUAGUCGUAUGAAACAUUUCGUUGCUCUCAAUCAAACUGAAGAAGAAAUACUUGCAUCAUUAAAAGAGUCAUGCGAUUUAUUUUCUGUUAUUAAUCUUAAACAACAAUGCAGAGAUUUUCUUGAUCAAUAUGGACCAUAUAUUAUUCAAAUGAUCUCCAGUGAUGUUGACCCAAAAGUUGCUUGUCAAAGUAUUGGAGCAUGUGAAAAGAAUGCUGAAAUAUCAUCACCAUCAACUCGUCGUCAAUCCACUCCUCCUACCCUGGUGGUAUCAUCGACAAAUUAUGGAAAAUGUAUAUUUGGUAUGAACUAUUGGUGUACAAGUCGUCAAAAUGCUGAAUUAUGCAACGCUGUCGAAUUAUGUGAACGUCAAGUUUGGUCAAAAAAAAAUAAGAAUAUCGUCAUUUGA